Aspergillus viridinutans is the source of this 858-nucleotide messenger RNA. Its product is annotated as sterol desaturase family protein. Lineage: Eukaryota; Fungi; Ascomycota; Eurotiomycetes; Eurotiales; Aspergillaceae. The record is from RefSeq and is a predicted model, not a curated record. Bases 1 to 858 code for a protein of 285 amino acids. Gene Ontology annotation, biological process: ergosterol biosynthetic process. The transcript has a single exon. Gene Ontology annotation, molecular function: C-4 methylsterol oxidase activity; iron ion binding.
AUGGAAGUGACCCUACCAAGCUGGCUACCCCUACCAAUAUACGCUUGGUUUGUCCAGGAGGUCGCCUUUCAUGCCGCCGGACUGGUCUUCGAAUGGUGUGACCGCACCAACAGCAUGCCCCAUCUGAAGGUCCGCGAUGCCGACCGCAAGCCGUACAUGCAGAUGCUGCCACGAGUGUUGUCCAAUCAGUGUUUCAUUCUGCUUCCAAGCAUGAUCCUCGUACAGGCAAUUGGAUUCUGUUUCGUGGGACCAACGCACCUGCAUCCCCUACGCUUUCUCCUGUCGCUCCCGGCCAUGGCCAUCGGUCAUGACGUGGUGCAAUAUCUCACUCAUCGGUAUCUGCUCCAUAAUCCGAACCUGCAGCUUAUGCGCCUGCUGCAGCACUCGCUGCAUCACUCAACAGGAGCCAGUCGGGGAAUCAGCGCAUGCUACAUGUCUGCCCCGGACUUCUUUCUCGAGAUUGUUCUGCCGUAUCUCGUCCCUCUGGCGCUGGUGGGAGGCGGCGGCGCAGAUGUCCUCUUUCAUUCGCUUGUUGCGGUUUCAGGAGCUAUAGGUGGUGUCUACGAGCACUCGGGGUAUGAUUUUACCGCAGUGUUCUCGUCAAAGAACUUCAUGGGAGGGAAAGGACGGUCAUGGAGCUGGACUCCAAAUAUUGCAGCCUUGAUCCGAGAUUUUGUCGAUAAUCGUGCUCACGGCGAACAUCAUUCUCGUGCAAAUGUUUCAUUUUCCGAUGGAUUUGGCAGUCCAGGCAUCUGUGACAGCUUUUUCGGCACGCGGUGGGAUCUGGUGGCGGCGCAUCGGGCAGCAGCAGAGAAAGAGUGGCAGGCUCAGCGGAGGAGCCACAUGAACACGAAAUGA